AUGCAUCGAAUCGGACAUCAGACAGGACGCAGACUCACCCAGAUCACUGCAUUCAGAAUACCUGUCCACAACCACCGUGCACUCUCAUCACUCUCAUCAACACCUGUCAUCAACUACGGCAGCAAUGUUAGACAGAAUGUCGCAUGGGCCGUUGGCGCAGGAGUAGUCUUCACAGGUGUGACCCUCGUGCUCCAGUCACCCACCUUGGGCCUGACCCGUGACAUGAUGGUCCAUAACGACUCACCCAACAAUAACUCGGAGAAGAAACAGCAGAGCAUUGGUUCUUCGCUUGCAGUACUUCUCGGGCUCAAGAAGCUACCCAAGAUCGACCAGGCUGAUGUUGUUUUGGACACCGAUUUGACGGUGACGAGUUGGAAGCAGCAGGAGCAGGAUGCGCUUGUCAAGUCCCCGGGUAUCAUGCUCUGGGGAUCCAACAAGAAUGGUUUGGUGGAUCCAACAGGAAGAAGCCCAGGAGUAAUCCAGAUCCCUCAGCGUCUUGCUACUUUCCAAGGAAAGGUUCUCCGCGAUCUCAAGCUUGGCGAUGACUUUGCUGCUGCCGUGGAUGAAGACGGAACCGUCUACCAAUGGGGAACAGGAUACAACCAGCAAUCACACCAACCCGAGGCAACACUCACAAACAGGGAUAUCUCUCAGGUGACACUUUGCGACACCAAGUUGUACGGAUUGUCCAGGGAUGGAUCCAGGAUCUAUGUCUUGCCCAAGGUCCGCCCAACAGCGGGACCCACCAAGGCAGCCAUCGAUUACCAAAAGCCCAAGGGAAGCGUGUUGCGUUACGUGGGACUCGGAGGAAGUGUUGAUGACAAGCAUGACCCUAUGACCCAAUUGCCCCUCCAGGACUUAUUGCAAAAGGAUGAGAAGGUCUUGUCGAUGUCUUCGGGAAAGAGCCAUAUGGUUAUGGUCACAUCUCACGGACGUGUGUUUGGAUCUGAGGAUGGACUUUCAGUCUCGCUGAUCGGAAAUGCCGACUUCAGACAGAGCCGCAUCUUGGAAGUGGCCUGUGGAGAGGUCCACACUAUUGCCAGGGAUGACCAGGGUCGCGGUUGGGCUUGGGGUAUCAAUGGAUUCGGACAGCUCGCCCAGGGUGUUUACUCGCACUCCAACCUGAAGUUGCCCAACCCUACUCUGAUUAAGGAUAUUGUAGGAACUGAAGGCGGUGUUGAGUGUGUGAAGGUUGCUGCAGGUGGACAGUCCAGCUACUUUGUGUUGAAGGAGAGCAAUGUAUUCAAGGUCAAGUCUGCAGGCAUGGGACAGUGGGGACAAUUGGGCGAUGGCAGCUACACGCAUAUCCAGGGCUCACUGGUGACCAUUGCACCGCUUUCUAAUCUCGCAGAAUUCAAGGAGCAAGAAAAAAAAAUGGUACCUAUCGGAAUCCACGACCUCGCUAUCGGAUCCACACACGGAUUUGCAGUUCUCGAUAACGCCAUCACCAAGGAUACCUCCUCACCCGCAGAAUCAACUACAGCAACAACAGUAACUCAUGGUCGCGAUGUGCUGUCAUGGGGCCAAAACACAUACUACCAGCUGUUGACUGGAAAGAGGACCAACAAGACCGAGCCCGUGCAUGCCUUACCCCUGGAUUCGGACCUCCUCCAGGCAGCCGAUAAGGCUGUUGCUGCGAUUGCUUUGGGUCAACAGAAACAAUCUGGUAGUACGGACGCUUUGAGUGCUACUAACCGGUUACAGCUCAUGCCAGCUCAACCUCGACCAGCAGGCCUGGUUUCCUCGUCUGAGACGAAGAAGAAGGAUAAACAGGAAGAGGUUAAGGACUUUGUUGAGGUUAGGAUCGUUGCUGGAAAUGGCGUGUCUGGCGUUUAUUGUAGUACUACUGCUGCGGCGUCUGUAUAA
Linnemannia hyalina is the source of this 1866-nucleotide messenger RNA. NCBI's taxonomy places the organism in Eukaryota, Fungi, Mortierellomycota, Mortierellomycetes, Mortierellales, Mortierellaceae. The record is from the annotation of a GenBank genome assembly.